AUGGGUUUCAUUGUGGAAGAGAACGAAAGCGACGGGCUUCUCGUGCCGCCAUUGAAUUUCUCGAUGGUUGAAGACGGCAUUUACCGAUCCGGGUUUCCCGAGCCUGCUAAUUUCAGUUACCUUGAAACCCUAAAUCUUCGAUCCAUCAUAUAUAUGUGCCCUGAGCUAUACCCGGAGGAGAACUUGAAGUUCCUGGAGUCCAAUAACAUUAAGCUUUUCCAAUUCGGAAUCGAGGGCAAAAUGGAUCCGAUGCCAGAGGACACAGUCAUGGAUGCUCUGAAAGUCCUAGUUGAUGUAAGAAAUCAUCCUGUUCUCAUCCAUUGCAAGCGUGGCAAGCACAGGACAGGUUGCCUGGUGGGUUGCCUGAGGAAAGUGCAGAACUGGUGCAUAUCUUCGGUGUUUGAGGAAUAUCAGAAGUUUGCGGGGCUUAAGUCGAGGAAAACCGAUUUGAGGUUCAUCCAGAAUUUCGAUAUAUUGGUUUUGAAGCAGUGUCUCUACAGCAUAAUGUACCGUUACCAUGGUUACGGCCUGAAGAAGAGACGGUUGCUCUAUGACGAGGAAAACGUCCAGAAGGCACAACAAGCCGCCAAAGUUUAGGAAUGGCUGCUGAGCUUCAGAGGAUUAGUUGGGUUUUCGUUUAGAUCUUAUUUUUUCCUUCUUCUUCUUCUUCUUCUUCUUCUUCAUUGGUUGGAAACAUUUAUCAGAUUCUUAUUCUAGCAUUAGCUUAUACUCCCCCAAAUUAUACAGAGGAUUCUUUUGCAGGAUUUAGAAUUUUGUGUUCAUAGAGAUUUCGAUUUUGACCUU
Molecule: messenger RNA, 804 nt
Organism: Tarenaya hassleriana
Lineage: Eukaryota; Viridiplantae; Streptophyta; Magnoliopsida; Brassicales; Cleomaceae
Product: probable tyrosine-protein phosphatase At1g05000
Exons: 5
Coding region: 1-597 (198 amino acids)
Biological process (GO): protein dephosphorylation
Cellular component (GO): cytoplasm
Molecular function (GO): phosphatase activity
Source: RefSeq, a predicted model, not a curated record